Hevea brasiliensis (rubber tree) is the source of this 621-nucleotide messenger RNA. RefSeq lists its product as uncharacterized. The coding region runs from base 1 to 621 and encodes 206 amino acids. The transcript has a single exon. NCBI's taxonomy places the organism in Eukaryota, Viridiplantae, Streptophyta, Magnoliopsida, Malpighiales, Euphorbiaceae. The record is from RefSeq and is a predicted model, not a curated record.
AUGACAGAAACUGGCGAUCAGCGACUCCCUAACCCAGGGAGGCGUUGCUGCAUCAUCGUUGGUGGGUCGAUUCUCUUCUUCUUUUUCAUCCUAUUCCUAAUCAUUCUCAUCCCAGCAUUGAAUUCGACAGUGUUCAAGGUUAAAGAACCUAAGGUCCAACUUAUCUCAGAUUCCCUCGUUGGCGUCUCCCCUCGUAUCUCUUUCCCAGUUAUCAAUACUGAACUGAAUAUCACCCAAAACCUCACGCUUCGCGUCCACAACCCAAAUCACGCCAGCUUCAAGCAUGGUCCUGGAAAGAGUUUGCUUCUAUACCAAGGCAACCAGGUGGGAGAAGCCGAUCUGUACCCUGGUUUUGUACCCUCCAGGGGGACAGUAACGAUUCCUUGCAGGCUUACAGUAGAGGUGGAUGAGUCAGCAUCAAAUCAGAAAAGCUUGAUUAGUGACAUAUUGGCCGGACAGCUUGAAGUGGAAACACACACAACGAUUCCAGGUCGGAUUAAUUUCCUGGGGAUAUUCAAGAAGCAUGCCGUUGCUACUUCUGCAUGCAGGUUUACUAUUGCUUUUCCUGCCAUGAAGAUUCAAAACCAGAAGUGCAAGAGCAAGAGCAAGUUACGAGAGUAA